CUCCACCGAAUUGGCCUCCUAGUCCUCUUCCUACACGACAUAUCAGAUGUGAUGUUGGAGUCGGGGAAAUUUCUGGUUGCUUUGCGCUCAAAGUACCCGGAGCAUUCCAAUAUCCUUGAAUAUGUAGCCAAUCUCUUCUUCGGCGUCUUUGUUGUUAGCUGGUUCUAUCUUCGAAUUUACCUCUUCCCUACAAAGGUGAUCUACGGAUCUACAUGGGGUGUAUAUCUCACUCAUUUGGACAGAGAGGCUUAUUUCUUCCUAUUCUUCAAUGCAAUGCUUGUUGCGCUCUAUGUCCUUCAUAUCUACUGGUCUUACUUCAUCGUGGUGAUGCUAGUGAAGAUAGCAACAGGCCGAAUGCCAAAGAUCGAGGACGAACGGGAAUUUGAAUCGGACUCUUCAUUAUCGCCAGUUAAAGCCAACGGGGUCCACAGCAGCUCCUCUAAAGCACCCGCAACUAACGGUAUCCACAAGCACAAAAAGUUACAGUAA
Messenger RNA from Rodentolepis nana, 489 nucleotides. The record is from the annotation of a GenBank genome assembly. Lineage: Eukaryota; Metazoa; Platyhelminthes; Cestoda; Cyclophyllidea; Hymenolepididae.